Molecule: messenger RNA, 2975 nt
Organism: Agrilus planipennis (emerald ash borer)
Lineage: Eukaryota; Metazoa; Arthropoda; Insecta; Coleoptera; Buprestidae
Gene: Nt5b
Product: cytosolic purine 5'-nucleotidase
Exons: 11
Coding region: 971-2767 (598 amino acids)
Molecular function (GO): 5'-nucleotidase activity
Source: RefSeq, a predicted model, not a curated record
UUGCGUACGACUGAAAUUAGUUCGGUUUUUAAUUUUAAUGUUUUGGUAGGCGUUUAGAAAAAGUCUGCUAAAACUUUUUUAAAUUGUUUUUUUACAAGAAAUGCUUUUGAUUUGCUGGAGCAUCGAAUGCGAUCACAUUAAAACCGUGUUUUUGUGAAGCAGUUGUUCAAUAAGCACCCACGCACAGCCACGACCUUAUUUUCGAAAGUAAUGACUUCGUAGAACGAGUUUGAAGAUGAAUUUCCACUUUGAACAGUUCACACAUUGUGCAUUCUACGAUAGUUCUACAUUAGAGUGCAACGAUACUAAUUUAAAAGACAACUUUCAAUCAAUCGUAUUUUGUGAAAGUAAAUAAUAAUAAUUCAAGGAUUCCCUAAACAACUUUCUGACUUCGACGAUGAUGUGAGAAGUCGAUAUUUAACAUGCGCGUUUUAUAAAUACAAUCACAGCCCACGAACUGCAGUAUUUUGCGCCUGUUAACGUACACACUCUUCUUCGUGGUGGUGUAAUAAAAAAAAAUAUAGUUUUCGUCGUCAUAGGCUGUUCUGGUGCGCUCUUUUACCCUGCGUUAUUAAUUAAUUUUUUUUUUCUUGUUUUAUGUGUUUUUUCUGACCGCUUUUUGUACCUUCUGCUGUUCAAAGUGGAGCACAACGUUUGGGUACCGUUAUUAUCACUCAAUGUCAGCGGGCGCAUUGUGUUUUGUGUACAAUGUGCGCGGUGUUUGCCUCAAAUGAACUUAGUACUUUCGUAAUAAUGCAGAUUAUCUGUGAAAACACUCGCGUCUCUGAUAAAUUUCAUCGUGCAUAACUUGUGAGCGUCAUUUAUUCGGUUUUCAACGUUCGUGGGUUUAUAAGCUUAAAUACGCAAGUUAACACGUGUACAUAGUGUUUUUAUAGUAAUACGUGUGUAUGUAUAGAAGUGUGUCUCAAGUUUAAUUAACUUUUAGUGUUUGAUUAAUUACUUUGAAAAAAUGUCGAUAGAAAAAACGCGCUCAGCGUCUUUUCACGAAAAACCGCGAAGAAACUUUUUUUCUUUCCGUACCGCGGUUGAUAAUGAUUUCGAAAGUUUUCGAACUUCGGGAAAUUCCACAUGGACUGAUAAAAGGGAACUUUCUCACAGAAUAUUCGUCAAUCGGAGCUUGCAUUUAGAAAAUAUUAAAUUUUAUGGAUUUGACAUGGAUUACACGCUGGCCGAAUACAAGUCUCCCGAGUACGAAAAAUUGGGAUUCGAUUUAGUUAAACAUCGCAUGGUGUCAAUAGGGUAUCCCCAAGAAAUUUUAGAAUUUGAAUAUGAUCCAACUUUUGCUGUGAGAGGUCUGUGGUUCGAUUCUGUUUACGGAAACUUAUUGAAAGUAGACGCUUAUGGCAAUAUACUGACUUGCGUCCACGGUUUCGAAUUUCUGAAACAUUCAGAAGUUUACGAACUCUACCCGAACAAAUUUUUAAAAUUGGACGAGUCCAGAGUCUAUGUAUUGAACACCCUUUUCAAUCUUCCCGAAACAUACUUGUUGGCAUGUUUGGUAGAUUUUUUCACAAACUCGCCCCAAUACACGAAAACUUUAACUGGAGUCAACUGCGGCGAUUUAAAUAUGUCUUUCAAAUCAAUAUUUCAGGAUGUCCGUUCAGCAGUAGAUUGGGUACAUCUGCAUGGAGACUUGAAGCAAAAGACAAUUGAGAAUUUGGAGAGGUAUGUCAAUAAGGACGAUCGUCUUCCCAUGUUCCUGGACAGACUCCGGGAAAGUGGAGCAAAAGUCUUCCUUCUCACAAACAGUGAUUACAAUUACACUAAUCAAAUAAUGUCCUAUCUCUUUGACUUUCCACACGGUCCUUCGCCCAGUACGUCACAUAGAAAUUGGAGGACAUAUUUCGAUACCAUAGUUGUAGAUGCUAGGAAACCCUUAUUCUUCGGGGAAGGCACUAUUUUGAGACAAGUCGAUUGCACUACAGGGGCCCUAAGGGUCGGAGUUCAUACCGGACCUUUCCAUAAAGAACAUGUCUAUUCCGGAGGUUCAUGCGACGUCUUCACGAAAUUGAUUGGGGCUAAAGGCAAAGACGUGCUGUACGUAGGAGAUCACAUUUUUGGGGACAUUUUAAAAAGUAAAAAGAUCCGAGGUUGGCGGACGUUCCUGAUCGUUCCCGAGCUGGUUCGGGAGCUGCGAGUGUGGACUGAUAAAUGUCAACUGUUUGAAGAGCUUCAAAAGCUAGAUAUUAAACUGGGAGAAAUGUACAAGAAUUUGGACAGCAGUACACACUACAAGCCUGACAUUUCCAACUUGCGGAAUGCUAUUAGGGACGUUACCCAUAAAAUGGACAUGUCAUAUGGUAUGAUGGGAAGUCUCUUUAGAUCGGGAUCUCGACAAACUUUUUUUUCAUCACAGGUUGUGAGAUAUGCAGAUUUGUAUGCUGCCACACACCUUAACUUUAUUUACUACCCUUUCUCUUACAUGUUUCGUGCCCCCGCCAUGCUAUUACCCCACGAGUCGACGGUGGCUCACGAACAACGAUACUUGCCUAAUGGAGAUAUAACUUCUGAAACCGCCUCUGACAAGGAUCUUCCCAAAUCUUCCGAAGAAAACACUCGACCGAACUUAGUGAGAACUCAGAGUCAAGUUCCUCACAUCAGGCCUGAAUUCCCACGCUCAGUCACCCAUAAUCACGACGAAGAUUUUUCAGAAGAUGAGCAGCAAGCAGAUUUAAAUUUACAAAGGUUGAGAUUAGAAAUUAAAAAUGAAGAUAGUGGUGCUGAGAAUUUAGAAGAAGCGUUGUGAAUUGAGGAGAAUACGUGUGAGGAAAAGGUGAAACGUUUGCACAAGUCAAUAAUGAUAUUCUUAACGUAUAAGAAGUACUGGUUUCAUAAAACGUUUUUUGUUUUACUAUAUUAUUAUAAAAUAUUCAGGAAUUUUAAGAAAACCAUGUUAAGCACAAUUUUUAUGUGGUAAUUUCGUCAAGAGCAAUAUAUAUACGAAUUUAAUGGAG